GGUAGCACGGUAGUUUUUUGUUGUUGGUAGAAAUUUUAAAACAGUUGCUGGCAACAUUAAAAUCCGUUCUUUCAUUUUCUCGUAGGAAAUAAAAUUCGGGAUGGCAGACGCGCCAGCAACUAGUGCGCCUAAGGCCAAGGCGCCCAAAACUAAGGCCCCUAAAGAAAAGGCCGUAAAGGCUGCCCCAGCGGCACCCGCAGAGCCCCCGAAGGCUGUGCGCAAAGUUUCAUCCAAACCUCGCCACGGCAGGCUCUACGCCAAGGCCGUGUUCACAGGCUACAAGCGCGGUCUGCGCAACCAGCACGAAAACACAGCUCUUCUCAAGGUUGAGGGAGCCCGCGACCGUGACGAUGCCAACUUCUACGCCGGCAAGCGUUGUGUGUACGUGUACCGUGCCAAGAAGAGGACACCCAUCGCUGGUGGCCCCCGCGGCAAGAAGACCAAGCUGCGCGCCAUCUGGGGCAAGGUGACCCGCCCCCACGGCAACUCCGGCAGUGUGCGUGCCCGCUUCAAGUCCAACCUGCCCGCUCACGCUAUGGGACAUAGGAUACGAGUGAUGCUGUAUCCUUCCAGGAUCUAAGAACCUGUUAUUUUUAAGCAUAAAAUAAUAAAAAUCUCCAAAAAAAUC
Ostrinia nubilalis (European corn borer) is the source of this 628-nucleotide messenger RNA. RefSeq names its product large ribosomal subunit protein eL33 (gene RpL35A). The transcript is spliced from 4 exons. Lineage: Eukaryota; Metazoa; Arthropoda; Insecta; Lepidoptera; Crambidae. The record is from RefSeq and is a predicted model, not a curated record. Gene Ontology annotation, cellular component: ribosome; cytosolic large ribosomal subunit. Gene Ontology annotation, biological process: cytoplasmic translation; ribosomal large subunit biogenesis. Bases 101 to 580 code for a protein of 159 amino acids. Gene Ontology annotation, molecular function: structural constituent of ribosome.